Messenger RNA from Dibothriocephalus latus, 339 nucleotides. The record is from the annotation of a GenBank genome assembly. NCBI's taxonomy places the organism in Eukaryota, Metazoa, Platyhelminthes, Cestoda, Diphyllobothriidea, Diphyllobothriidae.
AUGUUGCGAAGGCUGUCUUGUGCCUCGCAGUCCUACGACUGGGGCAAGGUCGGGGCCGCCAGUGUGGUCUGCCAACUCAAGUCCGCCUCCUCGCCUGCCUUCCCCUGUGACCCCUCAAAACCCUACGCUGAGUUUGUGGACCAAGGCGGCGAAAACCUCGCCGACUACAUCAACAAGGACACCUCGGUUCUGGGCGCGGAGUCAGUGAAGCUUUUUGGCAGCACACUGCCCUUCCUCUUCAAGGUGUUGUCUGUCAACAAGGCCCUCUCCAUUCAGGCACAUCCGAACAAGGUAAGCGGCACGCCCCUUCUCCUUGUCAUUUGGAAGCAUCUAACCUAG